AAAUUCACACGGAAAGGAACCGGCCACUGGACUCGGCCCUCACAUCAAUAAUUUCCCGCCAUAAUCUCAAUCGCCUAAAAUUUUCCCGCCUAAUCUCCAUGUCCUAACAAUUUUCAACAGGGCAACCACAAGCCCUAAAUCUAAUACUCACCGUUUAACACACACCUAACUAUCAUACUUCUGUCACUCCCCGUUGACCCCAAUUCCGGCCAUCGUAACCGCCACGUCCAGGAAGCACCACUGUUGAUAAAAGUUAAAUCUCUCGCUGUCACCGCCGACCUCCCGUACCCCACCAUCACCAUCAUCCACUUCCUCCCGAUUUUUCUUUCUUUUCAUCGCUCAGAGACGCUUUGACCAUUGUAUCUACAGGUUUCUAUACUUUUUGAGCAUCGAACAAAAGGUGUAGACCAGAUGGUGGAAAUUGAUAAUGGAAGGGAUGACAUGUUGAUCGAUGGCCAAAGGCUGGGAAAUGCUGCCACAGAUGGAUUUAAUGCUAACUAUCUUAAACUUUACUAUGGAAAACUUUUCCCCCAUGCUGACAUUUUCAAAUGGCUUUCAUAUGCAAAUGAUGGGAAGCAUCCUGCCUGUGACAAGUCCUACUUUGGUCGAAGAGAGUUUUCUUUCACACUCGAUAAUGACAUUUAUCUGCGGUUCCAGUCUUUCAGCAAUGAGUCUGAACUGGAGAAUUCCAUAAAAGAAAAAUGUCCAUUUAAAAUAGACAUUGGUCCUGUUUACAGUGUGGAUCCUGCUAAGAGGCAUGCCUAUUCCCAAAGUGGGAAUAAUGUUUUCACUCCAGUGGAGAGGGAGCUAAUUUUUGAUAUUGAUAUAUCAGAUUAUGAUAAUGUCAGAUAUUGCUGCUCAGGAGCUGAUGUUUGCUUGGACUGCUGGCCUCUAAUGACUGUUGCUAUUAAAGUAAUUGACAUUUCACUCAGAGAUGACUUUGGUUUCAAUCACAUUCUCUGGGUUUUUAGCGGUCGACGUGGUGUCCAUUGCUGGGUUUGUGAUGGAAAAGCAAGAAGGUUGACCAAUGAACAGAGGACAGCUAUCGCUGAUUAUUUCCGAGUUUACAAGGGCAAUGAAAAUAGUAGUAAGGGGGUUUCUUUGACUGGUCAUGCUCUUCAUCCUUUCCUUGUGAGAUCUUAUACUGAAGUUCUCAAGGACUUCUUUGAGACAAAAUUGCUUUCCAGUCAAAAUCUAUUUUCAACUCAAGAGAGAUAUGAGAAGAUAUUGGAGAUGAUUCCAGAUGAAUCUGUUACUUCUGAGAUUCGGGGAAAGUGGGAAAGUAGUAAGCGAUCCUCCAUUUCAAAAGAAGACAUUAAUGUUGUUCGAUGGGAGCAGCUAAAGCAUACAUUACAAUCUGGACAAAAGAAGGCACAAGGACUUCGUAGAUGUGUUGAAGAGAUUGUGUUCUCUUUUACUUAUCCUAGGAUUGAUAUGGAGGUGUCAAAACACAUGAACCAUUUGCUGAAGGCACCAUUCUGUGUUCAUCCAAAAACAGGACGUGUUUGUGUACCUAUUGACCCAAAACAUUGUGAAGAAUUUGAUCCUACUUUGGUACCAACACUUUCCCAGCUCUUGGAAGAACUUAACAUUGGAGGACUAAGAGCAGAUGAUGAUAAUGAAUGUGAUAGAACCUCACUAGGAAAAUCACUCAGCUUUUUCAGAUCAUCAUUCUUGCGACCUCUUCUUAAAUCUUGCAAGGAAGAGAUGGAGAGUUUACAUAAUGCGAAACUGCAGCAGUCAAAAAAUUCAUUGAGUUGGUAAUGUUUUCCCCAAUCAGUUCGUCUUUUCAUGAGAAGGUUCUGUUGCAGUUUGCUCUUAGACGUGCUCGACAAUACCAAACAGUAUAUAUAAUGAUGUCGCAGUGUAACUUAACUUAUGGAUGUCUUGCUCUCUGCUUUUCUAUAUAAUCAUUAGCGUCCCAAGCAGAUCAUUUAGAUGCUUGUUUUGCUCUUCUGUCAACUUAACAAAGCAUACGAUAAUUUUAUGUUGACCCUGAUGAAGCUAUUAGAUGAAUGAGAAUAGAGAAAUAUUCCAAGUGCA
This is a messenger RNA of Manihot esculenta (cassava), 2043 nucleotides long. Its product is annotated as DNA primase small subunit. The record is from RefSeq and is a predicted model, not a curated record. The transcript has 17 exons. Lineage: Eukaryota; Viridiplantae; Streptophyta; Magnoliopsida; Malpighiales; Euphorbiaceae. Gene Ontology annotation, biological process: DNA replication, synthesis of primer. Gene Ontology annotation, cellular component: alpha DNA polymerase:primase complex. Bases 412 to 1764 code for a protein of 450 amino acids.